Xyrichtys novacula (pearly razorfish) is the source of this 4024-nucleotide messenger RNA. Lineage: Eukaryota; Metazoa; Chordata; Actinopteri; Labriformes; Labridae. The record is from the annotation of a GenBank genome assembly.
AGCAACUUUUUUUUCUUUACCGACGAAGAAGAAGAGAGGAAAACAAUCUGAGAAAGCGCUAUCGUGCGGCGCAUUUUCUGCACUUUUACCGCUGGUUUAUACAUUAUUGGAGAGCUUUUGGCAAACAACAACAUGCCUGUCAUUUGUGCGGUUUCGGGGUGCAACAACAAGUUUGUGAAAGGAUCAGAAAUACGAUUUUACAGGUAAGUUUGCACCGGUCGAAGCUUGUGCGGUAAUUGGAGAAGGAGGAGGUCAGAGAAAAGACCGAAAUAAUUCAGAUUUUACCUUCUGCUGUUGGUUUAGACCUAGGAACACAAGGUGUUUUUUGUAUCAAAUAGUCAGAAACUGGUUUUGUCCUUGGACAUUACUCUAUUUGGCCUGGACUGGAAAAGUCUGGAGCCCAAAAAACCUCAUCACAAAUAAGAUGGAUUGUUAGUUUAUUCCCAUCUAAUCAGGUUUACAGUUUUUAUUCACUUUUUUGCAUCAAUGUGUGCUAUAGCCCGUUCACGUUACAUUUCCAUACACACGCAGCAUAUCAAUAUAAUCGAGCAGAGAGGUGGCAGAAAAACAAACUUAAUACAUCCUUUAGCAAGUGAAUAGGUUUGACAAGGUAGGGGAGAGUGGGGUAAGUUGAGCCACCCCCUGAUGAUUAGAAAUGGUAAAAGAAAUUGAUCAUGUGACCAAAUAUUUAGGAGAUGGGCAUCAAUUCAUGGAGUCUGUGAAGGUUAGAAGAUGGGUUAAGGGGUUCGACAUUAAAAACAUUUUUCACUCUUGAAAGUGAAUUUAGUCUGUCAUAAGUUUGAUUAGAAUUGUGUUCAGACCAAAAAAGAUCUUUUUAAACAUUAAUUGUGGUAUCUAUGAGCUACAACAUGAGGUCAAAAACCUGGCAUGAGGUUUGCAGGGAUGCACAUAUGCAGAUACAUAGUUAGAGACAAAACUAUGAUUGUCUUGAUGUAGUGAUCCAAAAUAUGAAAAAUGGCUCAUUUUACCCCACUCUCCCCUACUCACUAUCAAAUAUUCUAAAAGGAUAACUUACCAGGAGGAUUUAAAUCAUUAGUAUAACAGGUGUGAUGGCUAGUCUGGCUUACAACUGUCUGUUUUCAGGUUUCCUCUCAGCAAGCCUCAACUUGCCAACAAAUGGGUGCACAGCCUCGGGAUGAAGAACUUCAUCCCAACUGCGAACACCUGCCUCUGCUCCGAGCACUUCAGGACCGACUGCUUCAGGGACUACAACGGCAAACAGUUUCUGCGGGAGGAUGCAGUGCCCACAAUAUUCAACAAUGGGAGGGAUUCCUCCAAGGUAUGAGCUGACAGUAUGCAGAGAUACUUAUUUCUCAGGCUUUAUUUUUAUUUCAAAUAAGACAAAGAGUGUUACUUUUGUACUAACUGUGAAUAAUCUGCAGAUUGAACUUCGAAAAAGAGCGGCGGUAACCAAGGACACAAACGUCGCAAGCCCGAUGUCGGCACAGACGGAGGGAGACAGAGCGCGAGAGGCUGUUGGUCUCCGCAGAGAAAAAAGAGGAGGGAUGAGGGUGAGUUUAUCUCUCACUGUUGGAUGACAGCUUUCCAUAUUGACCAGUUUAUGAGAAUGUUUUUUUUUUUCAUUAAAAUACAAAUGAAAAAGUAAGCUUGGCUUAGAUUUGGGGUUUAGUGAUUACAUUGCAAGAUAUGUUUUGCUUGUAUUAAAUUUAAAAUAAGUAUACAUGAGAAAACAAAUAAUAUGUUGUCUUUGCAGUAUCUUCAAUAAACUAUUGGGUUUUAAUAACAAUUGUAUUUGUAGAGAUAAGAAUUGCUCUUUUCCUUUCUCAAGAGGGUUGUCACUCUUUCAGGGUCAUCUUACAUUUGGAUCAAUUUGGUGUCAUUUUGGUGCAUGAAGCAACAACCCUGUGUGUUAAUGACCAAACUCACAGCAUCUUUUAUAGAUUAGACUGUACACUGUGUGAUCAGACUGUCAGAGUUUUUUCACGUUUUCCAAGAGUGGCAGCAGAGGAGCACAAUUCUCAGCACUUAAACCAAUGACCAAAAUUCACCAGCUGAACUCUUUCAAGAAAAGCGAUCUCUGUGCUGUCAUAAAUUAGAGGUUGAAUUCACAGACCAUUUGUUCACUUUCUGAACUGUUGAUGAUUAACCUUUAACAUACUUGAUUAUUUUGUCACAGGGUGGGCGAGGAAGCCGUGGAGGAAAACAGUUUAAUGACAGGUGAGACUACUGUGUUUCUUGCCCUUAUUGUAGCGUUGGUGAUUUGUAUGAUUGAUGUAUUUCAUUUUGGACUUCCACCUCCUUAUCUCAGUGAAACUAAUGUCUGCCCUCUGAAGCAGUGAGGCCAUUUCAACAUACAGCUCCUCCCAGAUGAAGUUGUUUGGCUCAGGCACCGAAUAUAUUUGUGUGAGGACAGUUACUGAUCCUUUCUGCAAAAUGAGCUUCAUCUGACUCCAUCAUGAUUCAACAGAUAGCAAGAAUAAGAUGCAACGUUGAAGAUCAACAGAAGCUCAAAAUAGAUAAAAGGAAUAAAGGUGAUAAAGCUGUCUCCAAUGGCACUUAAUAAAGGCAAAACUAUUACAUUUGUUUUAAACAGAAUAACAGUAAUGAAAGAUACAGAAAGAUUCUCAAUUUUAUGAGAAGAAAACAUCAAAUCCACAAGAAUACAAGCACAUUAAAUAUAAAAACAGACUAAUUAAAGUUAGCUGUAAAUAAGUAUAAGUAAGCAGCAAAGGUUGCCAAGACCAUGACUUCGAAGAAGGUUUAGAAACUGAUAAAUAGGAGUCAAAGACGGGCGAUGCAAGAAGCCAUUAAUAGAGGAGACGUACACGCUGCAGUAAAAGUGAGUUUUAGAAGUGAUUUAUAAAGGUGUCUGUUAUUCUGUAAGCCACAAACUGAACACUGCUGCCAGGUCCAGACAGUUUUAUUUCUCAAAGUUUGACAAUCAGUGAAGUUGUCAAUUCUGCUUCCAACUGUGGUUGUUUUUUACAAGUGCCACCGCGAAACACAAGGAGCAUGAUAACAGGAGAAUUUAGAUAACCUUUAAGUUUAAUCAUCAUUGAAGAGAGAGAAAAUAAGUCCAUGAAUUGUGAGUUGUUGUUACCAGUAUGCCUUCUGUUGGUGGUCUGUGGUGAAGGAGGGGAUUAUGCAGGUUCAGACUGCUGUGAAUAUCAACACUUAGUAACAGAGCAACAGUAGGGUAAGGUAGAAAGGAUGGGUGGGGGUUGCAGUAUUUUUAGGGGUGGAGGGAUGUUACUGAUACUGAAUACCUCUUAAUGUUGUUUUACUGUUGUCUUGUGACAUGAAAUACAGAACUGUGCACAGUUUUUCACCCACCCCUGAGUGCCUUAUUUACAAAUCACUUAUAAGUUUUAAAAUGUAAAAAAGAAAUCUCUCUCUGUGUAACUUUACAUGUUAUACAAAGAGAAAGUAAGAUAUGAUGAGUAAUGUGAGUUUUUGAUUUCCUGUGCGCAGACAGUCCUUGGCCACAAAGAGCAGAGUCUACGACAACAAAGGGCGCCUGCUAUCCAACAGUAAGGACAUGUGCGACUGUCUAGACGAGGACUGUAUGGGCUGCUUCUAUCCCUGCCCCGAGUGCGACUCAAGAAAGUGUGGAGUGGAGUGCCGCUGUGACCGGAAGUGGCUCUACGAGCAGAUGGAGGUGGAGGGUGGAGAGAUCAUCAGAAACAAAUUUGUCUUUUAGUCAGCAGUGGCUUUAAAAAACAUUUUAUCAUAAUACCACAGGGGGCUUCUGCGGACCAGACUGUCCUGUUCUUUAUAUUCAGCUGUAAGUCCAACUAAUGGACCUCUAAAGACUGAGACACUUGGUUAAGACAUCUUCCAGAACAACGAGUAUUUAUCUGAUUUAUGGAGCUCCAACUGAUGGUAAAAACAGCAGAAAAAUGCUCGACUUUAUCUGAAUGAUUGAUUUUGUUGCCCUGAAAAUUGUCCUCUAGUUUCUUUAACUUUUUGAUGUUCUGUUCUGCAGUAAAUAUUUCUGUUUUUUCAUUCUGUGUAAAUAAACUGUUCUUAUUUUAAUGUUUAA